Hyaloscypha bicolor E is the source of this 2556-nucleotide messenger RNA. Its product is annotated as MFS general substrate transporter. Gene Ontology annotation, biological process: transmembrane transport. The record is from RefSeq and is a predicted model, not a curated record. NCBI's taxonomy places the organism in Eukaryota, Fungi, Ascomycota, Leotiomycetes, Helotiales, Hyaloscyphaceae. The transcript is spliced from 6 exons. Bases 140 to 2113 code for a protein of 657 amino acids. Gene Ontology annotation, molecular function: transmembrane transporter activity.
GUGCGAUUUUCUUCUUCUCUUCACGGUAGUUCACACGGACGACGCCCAUUGACGCUUCCCCACGUUUUAGAGUCGCCCCGCAGCAACACGAGGCUUCUUCCAUGUUGUGACACGCUGUGAUCGGCAGCACAGCCCAACCAUGGCCUCGUAUUCGUCGCCUUCCGAGCCAUCCGCAGCGGCCACGGAACCUGCCGUUCUACCCAGCUCCACGGCUGAGUAUGUUCCAGCAACCCCAGCUGACGACGAGAAGCAUAAUCCAACGUCUCCGGUUGAUGAUGAGAAGCGACAUUCGACGGACAGAAGGCCGUCCCUGAAUCACCAUGCGUCGUCGCCGAUUCCUGCGGAAGCCCCAGCCUUGGGAGCUGUGGGCUUUGUUUUAGAAGACGAGGAGAAGGCAGAUGCUGCUGCUACAGCUUUCAAGCACCACCAAUCGUCUCCACCAGCGCCUCACGAGCAUGGGACUGGCCAGGAAAAGAAAGGGCCUCAUUUGGUUGAAGAAAAUGGAGUUGCUGCCCCUGCCACCGGAACGACCACGGAUACGGAGGAAACUCAGGUCGGAUCUGAAGGAGACGCUGAGGAAGAGGUUGUCUUCCCUGGCAAUACGCAGCUUGCCCUGUUGACAUUUGGCCUUUGCGUGGCUACCUUUACAGUUGCUCUUGAUAAUACUAUUAUCGCUACCGCCAUUCCCAAAAUUACCUCAGUCUUUGAUUCCCUCCAGGAUGUAGGGUGGUAUGGUUCAUCGUAUCUUCUUACAACCACAGCUUUACAACCUUCAUUCGGACGAAUUUACACCUACUUCAAUGUCAAAUGGGUUUACAUGUUCGCCCUUGUUCUGUUCGAAUUCGGAUCUGUUAUUUGCGCGGCCGCGAAAAAUUCCGUAAUGCUCAUUGUUGGCCGGGCUAUAGCGGGUGCAGGAGCGAGUGCCCUCUUCUCUGGUGCAAUGACCAUCAUUGGCUUCACUGUUCCGUUAAAAAAGCGGCCAAUUUACAUGGCGUCCAUUGCUAGCAUGUUCGGUAUUGCUUCAGUGGUGGGACCACUUUUAGGAGGUGUUUUCACGGACAAGUUGACCUGGAGAUGGUGCUUUUGGAUCAAUUUGCCUUUCGGAGCGAUUGCACUAGUAACAGUCUUCAUCUUCUUCAAACCUCCCGAGCGAAAGUCCAGCGGCUUAACUACCAAAGAGAAGAUCCUGGAAAUCGAUCUCGUCGGUGCUGUAUUCCUGAUCUGCGCUAUUGUGUGUCUCCUGCUCGCACUGCAGUGGGGAGGAUCGAAAUAUCCAUGGAAGGACUCAAACGUCUGGGGCUGCAUCUUGGGAUUUGGCCUCCUUAUUAUCAUCUUUAUUGUCCAGCAAUUCCGUCGUGGUGAACGAGCCACAAUUCCACCAAGAAUUUUUGGUCAGAGAACUGUGCUUUGGGCGUGCUUGUAUUCUGCUUUUAUGUCAAUGGGUUUAUAUACACACAUUUUCUACUUGCCGUUUUACUUCCAGGCCGUAAAAGGAACCACUGCCGAACAGUCUGGCAUUCGCACCAUCCCCUAUCUUGGGUCCAUCAUCAUUUCCUCGAUCAUCGUGGGAGGUGGAAUCACGGCCAUUGGGUGGUAUAAGCCAUUCAUGAUCGUUGGUGGGGCAAUAUUUACCGUCGGAGCCGGAAUGAUUUACACGCUUCAAGUUCCCUCCGGAGCUGCCAAGUGGAUCGGUUAUCAAUUAUUGAGUGGUUUUGGUGCUGGUGGCGGUGUUCAAAUCCCUUUCAUCGCCGUCCAAGUUGUCUUGAGCGCAAAAGACAUGCCAACCGGCAACGCCAUAGCCAUCUUCUUCAAUUCCCUGGGUGGGGCCAUCGCCAUCAGUAUAGCGCAGAAUAUCUUCACCAACGGCCUAACAGCCAAUCUGCCUAAAGAUGCUCCAGGCGUCGAUCCUCAAAUAGUCAUCGGGGCCGGCGCAGCAUAUCUUCGACAUGUCAUCAAACCAGAGCAACUCCCGGGCGUAUUAUUAGCAUACAUGGCGGGUCUGAAGCAGGCAUUCGUUAUCUCGAUUGCUUGCGGUGCUAUCGGGACCAUCUGUGCUUGUUUCGUGGAGUGGAAGAGUGUUAAGGGGAAGAAGCUUGUUCCAACUGCGGCAUAGGCUAGAAGAGAGGCUAUAGAGGGCUUCAAGUAUAUAUAUUUCCGGUUUCUCUUGUAUAUGGUUCGAGAGCAUCUCUAGAGGACUUCUUGCAUAUCACAUUUCUUGUAUCCUCUUUCUUGUAAAAGAGUUAAGCAUAUCUUGGGGGCAAUGCAUUUCGGAACGAGCUCUUGGUCGGAUCUGAUGAAAUAGAUCGCAAGUUGUAGCAACAUCUUUCUGUGGAGUUCCGGGACGAGUCCCGCUAGACUCACGACGCACAUGAGAAAGGGAUAGGCCGUCCAUCUCGGUAAAGUCAUACCAAAGAAACGAACCACGGGUGAGGCUGAGAACAAGCUGCCGAUAUCUUUAAAGCGGCUGCAAGGAUAUGACUGCAGCUCGUUUAUCUGAGCUCCAAGUUGCACGCAGUAUGAAAUCAGUAUCUAUCUCAAUUUCCAAUUGUGGCCCCG